GCCUGGACCCGUCCAUCAUAAUGAGCUUCUCGCUACAAAAUGUUGUCUCGUGCAGUGCGCUAAAUAGCGCGAGUCAAGCGCUCUAUUCACAUUCAAAUUGUUAGCAGAGUGCAGGUGCCAAUCAAGAGAAUUGCUUGCUGUAGGAUUUGGUGAGAUCUAGAAAUGAUUCUACAUCGAGGCAGAAGCGAAUAGAUAACUAUGAAGCGACUGAUUUGGAAGACCACACAGUGGAUCGCUUUACUUGUGGCUUCCUUGGGUGUUCUCCUCUGCAGUAUCGUAUCAUGUUUAGAUUGCGGGGAUAACUUAGGCCUCGUCUCGGGUGGUAUCCAUGACUACCAGCUCAGUGCUUCUUCGUACGAGUCUGGAGAGGGAGAACCUUGGUAUGGAAGACUCGGAGACUCGACCAAGAAAAACUGGUGCGCGUCUACCCAGGACACUAACCAAUACCUACAGAUUGAUCUUGGUCCAAAUGAGCACUCUAUCAUGGCUGUAGCAACACAGGGAGCCCAUAAUUAUGACUCAUGGGUCCUAACCUACACUAUGUCCGUCAGCCACGACGGGAAGACCUGGGAAGACUACAAGGAGGGAGGUAGCGUCAAGGUAUUUAGUGGUAACACAGACCGGAAGUCGAUAGUGAAGCACAAACUUGACCCAGCUCCCCAAGCCGUUUAUGUGCGAUUUCAACCAAAAACAUGGAGCGGAGACCUGUGUAUGAGAGUAGAACUGUAUGGCUGUUAUGUUUUGCAUGCCGCCGUUGGACUUGAAGAUGGGAACAUACCAAAUGCGAAUUUCCAUAGCAGAUCAGGUACCGGGUAUUCUGGUCGGCUCAAUCACGCCGACGGACUAAGACCUGACGCCACUCAUCUGGAGACAUUCCAGAUUGACCUUGGCCCUGAGGUACAGACCGUCACUGCUGUAGCUACACAGGGAGCUAAAACAAAAGACGAGUGGACCAAAAACUACACCCUAAGUUACACCCUAGAUGGUACUGUAUGGUACAAGUACAAAGAACUCGGCGAAGUCAAGAUCUUUGAGGGAAACUGGGACCGUGACACUGUGGUCACCAAUCGUCUUCAUCAUAACAUCACAGCGCGGUACUUGCGCUUCGAUCUGUACAUGUACUACCAGCGCCCGUCCAUAAGGGCAGAGGUCUACGGCGGCAAAGCUUGUGACACGGCGUUUGGGAUCGAAAACAAAACAAUCCCCGACUCAAGUAUCAACGCUUCGAGUGUUGCGGGUCCUGGGUACGAGCCAGCGAAAGCUCGGCUGAACGGUAAUGGGGCCUGGUGUGGAGUGUUUUCCACAGAUGGGUUGUACGUUGACCUUGGUAAGGUACGAAAGAUUUCAAAGGUCGGAAUCCAAGGCCACCCAACAGAAGAGAAGUGGACUUCUAAGAUAAAGCUGCACUAUAGCGUAGAUGGGCUGAGGUGGUACAUCUAUGAACCAACCAGAGACAAGCUCGAGCACACAGCAAAUGGAGACAAAACAACCGUGGUUUAUUUGUUACUUGUCAAAGCACGAAGGGCCCGUUACGUCAUGUUUCAGCCAGUGACAUGGCAAAGUGCACCUUGCAUGCGAGUUGAGAUAUAUGGCUGCGAUGAUUGCAACGAUGCAAUGGGGCUACAGCGCUACGAGCUCCCUGACAAAUCCCUCAGUGCAUCCUCCACCUAUUACGCCGGGCACGAACCCUGGUUGGGUCGCCUGUGGGAACAGAGAGGAGAGGGGGCCUGGUGCGCUUUGGAAAAUGACGGCAACCAAUUUCUCCAACUGGACUUUGGUCACCCUGUGCGCGUCCGUGGCGUGGCUACCCAGGGCAAAUACCGGAAGUCGUGGUGGGCGAUUAAGGAGUACGCGUGGGUGAAGACCUUCAAGCUGAGUUACGCCGAGUAUUCCGAUGAGUGGAGCUACAGCGGAUAUAUUGGCAGAUGGAAGUCUUACUCUGAGGAUGGUAGUACUCACAAGGUUUUUGCAGGAAACAUUGGACACGAUGUCGCUCGACACACAUUGUCAAGGACACUUUUAACUCGGUACCUUAGAUUUGUUCCCGUCACUUACCAUGGCUGGACGUGCCUCAGAGUAGAAGUCUUUGGUUGUAAAGUUUGUGAUGAGCCUCUGGGCAUGGAAGAACUACAUAUUAAAAAAGAAGAUCUCCUAGAGUCCUCCGGUUAUAAUAUGAUAUCAGGUGGUGAAAGGCCAGACUUUGCAAGACUGAACUACCCUGGAACAACGGGCUGGAGACCUAACAUAUAUAGAGAAAAGAAAUGGCUUCAGGUUGACCUAGGGAGUGAACGGGCGUACGUCACAGCCGUUGCUACCCAGGGAGACCGAAGAAACUCUUACCGAGGAAUCGCGAAGUACAGCUUGUCGUUUAGCCUUAAUCAGCUGGACUGGGCGGAUUAUCAGGAAGAAUGGGAGACUAGGAUCUUCGCUGCUGAAAAGAUUGCGUUCCAGGUGACUAAGAUCUACCUCCGGCACAAGACACUAGCGCGAUAUGUCCGAUUCUGGACAGAGGAGGAAAUUGAAACUGUCGUCAUGAGCGUGGAGGUGUACGGAUGCCGAGGGGCGUCACCUCUUCUGUCUGGUCCAUCCGCCGCUAAUUCUGCAACCUAUCCAAAGUAUUAUACAGGAAAUCAGACAAAGCUUAUCUACUGGCAUGGCGAGCCCGCAAUAAAUAGCGCAGCGGCUAAUGCAACGUGGUGCGGAACAUCCGGGGAAUUUCUUCGUGUCGAUUUCGGGUCCGUGAAACACGUGCGCGCCGUCUACGUACAGGGACACCCAAGUGAGGCAAAGUGGGUAACGAAGAUUAAAUUUAACCACAGUGCAGAUGGCCUUUUUUUCAAGAGUUAUAUCGGCUACCAUGAGGUCAAGGCUUUCGAUGCAAACGUCGAUACACACAAGAUAGUUCGUUUUUCGAUGGAUCCAGAUAUGACCACACGCUUUCUGCAUAUUAUUCCUGACGCGUUCAACGGCGCACCUUGUAUGCGUAUUGCCAUAUAUGGAGAUAAACCAUGCUCAGAUCCGUUGGGUGUGGAGUCUGGACUUAUAGAUAAUAAAGCAAUCCGUGCCACAAGCUGGAUAACCAUCGACGACAACCCAAAAAAUGCUCGGCUUAACAACAUCGAAGGCGAGGGCGCGUGGUGUCCAAGGACUGUUGACCAAUCGCAGUUCUUGGAAAUCAACAUAGGUCACGUGACCAGAGUGACUAGCGUGGCCACUCAGGGGAGGUUUCCUGUCGCUGAAUGUCAUGUGAUCGAUGCAUGGGUCACAAAAUUCGCGCUGGAGUAUCUUGAUCUCGAUGGAAUGGCCUGGAAAAACUACACCGAGCAAGGUGUAAUAAAGAUAUUUUCUGGAAACACAGACCUAAUAAGUACUGUAAACAAUGUUCUGACUGAGAAGUUAAUCACGAAGGCCGUCAAAUUCCGCCCAAAGGAAUGGCAUACCCGAAUAUGCAUGAGGGUGGAGCUUUAUGGAUGUAAAGAAUACUUCAAGCCAAUUGGUAUGGAGAACCACGACAUUUCAAAUGAGAACAACUUCCAUAUUUUUGAUAGACAGCGUAAUAGUUUUCGACUGAAUCAUCCCCGUUGGUCGGGUAUUCUAUCUGAUUGCCUGGAAUACCAUCAAGACGCAAUGUAUGUUCGCGUUAUAAUGGGAAAGACGCCUUUUAGAGUCGUUGGUAUUGGGAUGCAGGGUCGGAACUAUGAUCAGCAUAUGGUCGUUCAGUACACCCUUCAGUACAGCUCAGAGGGCACAGAAUGGUAUGACUAUAUGGAGGAUGGGGAGAUCAAGUAUCUUACCACUACGAAAUACUACGACACGCAGGGUGUUGCAGUGAGGCAUUUCCGGUAUUCAUUCGUAGCUCAACAAGUUAUGAUAUGGACCGUAGAACAUUUAAGCUCUCCAUGUUUUCGUGUGGAAUUCUACGGUUACAAAGUUGAAAGUGAGCCGAUGGUUAGUAAUAGUACUGCUAUGAAUUCUUCCUCCGCCAAGACGGGUUACGAGCCCUCCAAGGCAAAGCUACUCCUUGGCUCCAGCCACGCGUGGUGUGCGAGCGAUGGCAAUCACUCCUUCAUCCAGGUUGACCUCGGCAGUGACAAGAUUGUCAACGAGGUGGCUGUUGGUGGCCUUCUUAAUGGUAAAGGCCGAGUGUCAACAUUCCGGUUAUCCUCCAGCAAGGACGGGUACCUAUGGAAAGACUACAAGCACGGAGAUAAACCGUUCAAGGUGUUCACAGUCAGCGGUAAUACAUACGAGGCGACCAAGCAUGCGCUGGUGUUUCCAAUCAGUGCACGCCACGUCAGAGUUCACCCGAUCACCUGGGACAUAAGCUAUGACACCCCUUGCUUGACGUUACAGCUGUACGGAAAGGGAGAUUGCGAAGACGCUCUUGGGCUACAGGAGUGGAGAAUACCCCGCUCUGCCAUCUCAGCUUCAUCACGCAUCAGUACCAACUACAUGCCGUGGAUGGCGAGACUGGACUCUACCGAGUACGGUGGAGCCUGGUGCGCAAGGCGUAACGCAGUGGGCGAGUACCUCCAAGUCGAUAUCGGCUUUAUGGCCCGUGUGACCGCUAUAGUACUACAAGGCAAGGAGAGCCCAACCGAGCUACCCUCUCUACCCGAGGCCUGGGUAAAAUUGUUUGUUCUCUGGUUCAGCGACGAUCGUUUUACAUGGGAGGAGUACAAAGUCGGCGGGUUACUCAAGAAACUUAAAGGAAACAAUGACGGAAAAUCCAAAACUACGGUUGAAAUCAGUGGCCAACUCAUCACAAGGUUUAUUCGGAUCUAUCCCCAAACCUGGCAAAACCACAUCUGCAUGAGGACCGAGAUUAUCGGAUGCGAGUAUUGUGGCAAAAGUCUUGGAAUGGAGAGCUACCAUAUCCCCACAAGAGCGAUACAUGCUUCAAGCAUAUAUAACGACUACCAACCAAAACAUGCCCGCCUGAACGUGUUUGACGGGGAAAGCUUCAUCUUCAAUUCCAACCUUCCAGGAGAAUUUAUGGAAAUAGAUCUUGGUCCUGCGAUGAAAAGAGUCAGCGGAUUUGCGAUACAGGGUCGAAUUCACGGUACCGACUUCCUGAAUAGAGUGGCCGUGGCGUACAGUAGGGAUGGUGUCAAAUAUGUGUCGCAUUUAGACGAGGAUGGCAGAGAAAAGAUAUUCAAAGGGGCAUGGGGGAGAUAUGUGGCAUUCAAAAGACGCAUACAUCCGCAUAUCUUCACACGGUACAUACGGAUAGUUCAGAAGAGCGCGUACAAUCAUCCAUCCCUGCGCGUGGAGAUCUAUGGAUGCGACUGCACAGAGGUUCUAGCUAUAACCAAUCUGACCGCUUCCAGUGAAGAGUCUGGUGCCGAGGUUACCAAAAAUUGGCUUCUGUCAGCGGCAUGGUGCGCACGCGCAGAUGACACAACUCCUUAUUUGGAAGCUGACUUACAAACACCUCAAGUCAUAACGUCCAUACUGACGUUCGGGCACCCUGUGUCGGAGGCUUAUGUUGCAAGUUAUAGUGUAUCGUUCAGUGAGGAUAAGAAAACAUGGCAAAAGUAUGUGGAGCGGGACUAUCUGCAGAAGGCGAUGGGUGCGAUAACAAAGAUCAUACAGCGUAACUUUACUCACGAGGGGCACGUGGUAGAUCUGCAGUUUCCAUUCAAGGCCCGUUAUGUUCGUGUUUGGCUAGGUAACAUGACAAGCGGAAGAUGCAUGAAAGUGCAGUUUUUCGGUCGUGACGCAUGCAAAGCAGACCUUGGUAUGCAAACAUCCUUAAUCCCUGACUCGUCAGUCUCCGCAUCCAGCACCCGUAACCUUGGUUACAAACCUAGCUUUGCUAGGAUUGGGCGUCACUAUGGUAACGGAGCUUGGUGCGCUGCUAACGAUACUCUUGGAGAGUAUCUACAGGUUGAUCUCGGGUUUCUUCAUCGCGUCACGGGGGUAGCGUUACAGGCCAAGCUGAAAGACACACAAGGUUUCGUAGAAGCUUGGGUGAAGCUGUUCAUAAUAUUCUACAGCUCGGACGGAAGUACCUGGAACGAGCACAAAGAAAAUGGAGAAUCUAAGGUAAAGGAGUUUCCCGGUCCCUCGUCCAAGUACGACACCUCAAAGGUGGACCUCACGCCUGCUGUCUAUGCUCGGUUCAUACGCAUAGCGGCGAUAAGCUGGGAGACACACGUAUGCAUGAGAAUCGAACUUUAUGGAUGUCGAGCCUGUGGGGAUGCUUUGGGUCUUGAAGACUUCAGGAUUCCUGACAAUGCUAUUACUGCAAGUCGUACGAACGGCAACUUCCUCCCGAAGUAUGCACGGUUCGGCUAUGACCAAAUUGGAUGGUUUCCAAGCAACAAGGAUCUGGAUAACUACCUCCAGGUGGAUCUGGGGAAGAGUAUGGUUGUCACGGGAGUGGCAACUCAGUUUGUACAGCAGAGAACCCUGGAGCUAAAGGAAUAUGCCCUCGAAUUCAGCCAAGACGGGACCACAUGGACAAUGCACAAGAAUAACAGUGGGAAUGUGAUAUUCGAGGGACAUCGAUCUCAUUUGGAGACAGUCAGGAAUGAUUUGGCUCAGAAUAUCACAGCCCGCUAUGUGCGCUUGAGGCCGAGGCUGUGGGCGUACGAGUUGAUGAUCAAGAUGGAACUGUACGGCUGUAAAGCCUAAGAGAGUCUCCGAUGUACAAGAAGCAAUGCUCAACUUUUUAUUCUAUAAUAUAAUGUGCACAGUUCAUACGUUAUUCUAGCGACUUGGAGAUUAGUCCAGUUACAGAUAGGGGACUUGCCCUUUAUGGAUGUAUGGAUUAUUUUCUAAGCUCCUGGUGGUAAUUCACUUUAUUAACCUUUGCCUCUUUGUUACCGUCAUAAGCAUUUUAAAAAGCAAUUUCAGUAAUCAGGUAAUGACUUCUUUUCUCACGAAGUUUAAGUGCUUGAAAAUUGCGAGGCGAGCUAGACAUUCGGCUUGAUAAAGGACUUCAUUUUACACAAAGCUGUUGCAGGCCUCACAGUGUUGGGGCUAGGUACCAUACGGAAAUUUAUACGGGUAAUUUCCCUAUAAUUUGAAAAAUAAAUUAGGGCGGAGCCCGUGCCCUCAGUGCCACGCCCUACAGCCCUGAAGCAGCACACCCUUUAGCCUACUAGUAGGCUUUGAUAGUUUUUCCGGCGGAUUUUUUCUCCCCCCCUCCCCCUGCUGAGCGCGUUACCCAAGAUGGCGGCCGUGGUAUGCGAACGUCGUGUUUUCGGGGUUUUCGUGCCGGAAAAACUAUCAAAGCCUACAAGUAGGCUACACACCCCUCAAAGAGUGAAUCGUAAAUGUUUCAAGACAUAAAGACUGACCCUGUAUUUGGGUCAUUGUGAAAAUGUAGAAUAUAUAGACAAGGGGGACGUGAAAGUAUGUUGGAACAUUUAUUAAUUCAAACUUUUAAACGAGUGUCAUCAGGCAAUGUCAUCAGAGAUGAAAACAUCUGUUGUCUAAAAUAGGCUUUCUCAAUAUUUGCUCCGACGAAGGGCUAACGCUCGAAACGUCAGCGCAACCACUCUGUUUCACAGAGGCGUUUAACAUUCCUUUUCAACCUUGUGUUGAUUCAUACCUUGUCUACACCACGCCUACGCAGACCACCUAGUUUUUCUACAGCUUGCCUUUAGUCUUUCUAGUUAUACAAUUUCUCAAUAUUGGCCCACGCAAUAAAAGUUUGAUGUUUUCUUGUGUCUAAGAGAUAGGUAGCACUGCACAAGAAAAUUGGUCUCCAAACACAACAGUUUUGAUGGGGCUCUAUAUACUCUGCUGGUUAUAAAUGUUUGUCUUUUUUAGCGUUUCUGCUAUAUACAUAUUGAUUUACAUAGCUCUGGGCAUCUCAGCGGUAAUACAGUAUAACCUCGAUUUAACAAAGUACCGAGGGACUGGAGAAAUGUGUUUGCUAUAUCUAGGGUUCGUUAUAUCGAGGUUCUGUUCCAUACGUUUUACUCUUAUUUUGGCCAGGCUGAAGGUAGGAAAUUGUUAGUUAUACCAAGGACUUCGUUAUAUAGAGGUUCGUUAAAUCGGGGUUCUUCUGUAGUAGUAAUAGUAGUAGUAGUAGGUAAAUAUCCAUUAUUGCACUCAGUCUUUUUGUCAUUUUAAAGACACAACAAGGAAAGUAACAGUAUAAGUAGAAGUGUCAUAAAACUGGUGACCCCAGGGGGUAACCUGGCGGUAACCCUGGUUAUAAAGAGUUGAAGACAGUCUGCCAACGCCUCGCUCUCGUGCUCAGAUACCACAGGACCCCACUAACUGAAAAAACGUUGUUGUACUCUUCUUAGUAGCGCUGCUACUGAAGGUCGUCACUGUUAGCGGGUCUAUUUUUCUUAUUUCAGAUUAAUGUAAUGCACCGGUUUAAUGUGCCUGGCUGGAGGUAAGCGCAGGGAGAAAAAGCAUGACCAAUCACAGGCAUACUCCAGGGCCGUAGCAGGGGUUUGGGGUACGCCUUCCCCCCCCCCUCCCCCCCCCAAUUUUUUCAAAAAUUAUAAGGAAAUGACCAGUAGGGGCGUGGCUGUGCCCCCAUUGUUUUCUUAAAAGGGACCUUAAGCAAAGACGACGGCGACGGCUAGGACAACGAGAUCGAAAAGGUCGCUUGGUGAUCAAUUAUAAUUUAAUUGCAAUGGAACAAGCAAAACAUUAUAGUCAGAGAUAGAUAAAAAUAAACUAAGGACAUUAUUUCUACAGUAGCGAACGUGGUUAGAGGAGUUUACACUGCAAACGUCCCGCGUCCUCAAUUGACCGUGAAAGUUGGAGUUUUCACGUCGUGGUUUUAGGGAAAACGGCUGAAAUUUAUCAGACAGAACGCAUUUUCACGUGCUGCUAUUGAAUUCUGAAUCAAAUCUCAUUGUUUUCUGCCGUCGUCGUCCACGUUGCCGUCGUCGCUGCUUAAGGUCCCUAAUGUUUCUGUAUCGUACCCCCUCCCAAUAAUUCGAGGCCUAUGCUACGGCUAUGUACACUAAUCGCUAAAAGUCUGCAAGCAUCAUUUAUUAAUAACUGUUUGUUAGAAUAACUCCAAUAAAUCACCAAAACAACAA
Messenger RNA from Nematostella vectensis (starlet sea anemone), 9020 nucleotides. RefSeq lists its product as uncharacterized. The coding region runs from base 199 to 6639 and encodes 2146 amino acids. The transcript is spliced from 38 exons. Lineage: Eukaryota; Metazoa; Cnidaria; Anthozoa; Actiniaria; Edwardsiidae. The record is from RefSeq and is a predicted model, not a curated record.